GUGAGAACCAAAGCAGGAUGGGAGACUGGAAAGCCUACAUCAAUACAGUCCUGAAGGACAAGAACAUCGAAGAUUUAGCUAUUGUGGGACAUUCUGACAACAAAUCUGUGUGGGCUUCUAAGCCAGGGGGCCUGCUGGCCGCCAUCUCUCCCCAAGAAGUAGGAAUAAUUACUGGGCAGGACAGAAAGGCAUUCCUGCAGACAGGGAUCACCAUAGCUGGGAAGAAGUGCAGCGUAAUCCGUGACAACUUGCUAGUAGAGAACGAUUCUGUGAUGGACACUCGAACCAAAGGUGGUGACAGCAGAUCCAUCUGUAUUGGGAAGAGUCCUAAAGCACUCAUCUUUCUCAUGGGCAAAAAGGGAGUCCAUGGAGGAGCUCUUAAUAAGAAGGUGCAUGACUUGAUAGCAAGCAUGAAAGCAAAAGGCAGCUAG
Molecule: messenger RNA, 431 nt
Organism: Rhineura floridana
Lineage: Eukaryota; Metazoa; Chordata; Lepidosauria; Squamata; Rhineuridae
Gene: PFN3
Product: profilin 3
Exons: 1
Coding region: 18-431 (137 amino acids)
Biological process (GO): actin cytoskeleton organization; positive regulation of actin filament bundle assembly; regulation of actin filament polymerization
Cellular component (GO): cytoplasm
Molecular function (GO): actin binding
Source: RefSeq, a predicted model, not a curated record